GGACAAACUGAGUGAAAAACUCUGAAAAUCUCGCAAGUUCCUGUUAAAUUGUACAAAAUUACAUUCUCGCAGUAGUUUCACUUUUGAGUUUAACAUGUUAGAGCUUCCUUGUCAGACUUCAGGAAGCUUCUUCUAUACCAGGACCUGGCUGUCUGCUCUGUGGAGAAGGUAAAGAAAAGUUCAAUAUUGGUGCCUUCCAGUAAAAUUCAUCCACUCAAACUGAGAUACCAAGAAAAUGAGGGAGGAAACCAAGUGUUCCAUAUGCCUACAGUUAAUGACAGAGGCAGUGAACUUUGACUGUGGGCACAGCUUCUGCCACCUAUGCUUAAAGAAUAUUCUUAAGAAAUGUUAUUUCUCAGAGAUGACUUUGAAAAAGUAUUGCUGUCCCCAGUGUGAGGCAGUAUUUCAAAAGGUGAGUCUCCAACAAAACAAGCAGCUGGAAAACCUCACUGAAGCCAUCAAGGGAAUAGACCUUGAAAAGUGUAAGAAACACGGAGAGGAGCUCCAGCUAUUCUGUGUGGAUGAUGAGCAGCUCAUCUGUUGGUGCUGUGAAUGGAUGUCACAGCACAGGGGGCACGUCACAGCUUUAGUGGAAGACAUUUGCCAAGAUUACAAGGAAAAGCUCCAGAAAGCUUUGACAAAACUAAGGGACUUGGAAAACAAAUGUAAGAAUGUUAAGUUGUUCACAAGACUACGGAUGGCCAUAUGGGAGGAGAAGAUAGAACUUCGAAAACAGAAAAUCCAUUCUGAAUUUGAGAAACUCCAUAACUUCCUUCAUGAGGAAGAGAAGUCUUAUCUAUGGAGACUAGAGAAAGAGAAAGAGCAAACUCUGAGGAAACUGUGGGACAAUGAAGCCAAUCUGGAAAAGCAGAGUCACGAACUCAAGAACUGCAUUCUGGAACUAGAGGAGAGAUGUCAGGCUUCAGCUCAUAAACUGCUGCAGGAUGUGAAAGAUACUUUGAUCAGGAGUUCAGCUGUGAAUCUAGAAUUACCAGAACCUAUCUCAGUGGAGCUGCAUCCUUUGUGCAAUGUUUCAGAGCUUUACUUUGAUGUGAAAAAAAUGUUAAGGCGUUAUCAAGCUACUGUGACUCUGGAUCCAGAUACAGUUCAUAAUAAAUUAGUUCUGUCUAAAUAUCAGGACCAGGCUGCUCAUAGGUCCAAGAUGGAAAAACUUAAAAAUUUAAAAAGAUUUAGAGUCUUGCGCUCUGUGCUAGGCUGUAAAGGCUUCACCUCAGGAAGACAUUACUUUGAAGUGGAUGUGGGAGAAGGAAGUCGGUGGGACAUAGGAGUUUGUUUAAAAAAUGUACAGAGGGAUAUUAGUAUGGAAGUGGAGCCUUCCACUGGAUUCUGGGCCAUCAGACUGUACAAAGAGAACCAUUAUGUAGCUCUUACCUCUCCACAAACUCCCCUUCCUCUGAGGGAGAAGCCUCUGGUUGUGGGGAUUUUUCUGGACUAUGAAGCUGGGCUUGUAUCCUUUUACAACAUGUCUACUGGCUCCCACAUCUUUACCUUCCCCCAAAACUCCUUUACGGAAACCCUCAAGCCCUAUUUCUGCUUUUUUCGUUGUUCACCUUUGUUCAUGCUUCCCCCAGGGGAGUGAAGAAAGUAGGAAAAUCUCCUUCUUAGUUUAUUCAGUAGAAAUGAUAAUCUCAGUCUAGGUGAAGAACUGAAAUUUGGGUUGAUUUCUCUUCUACUGUUUCCCAGUACCAAGAACAGUGCUGGACUUCCAGUAGAUAAUUAAUAAAUCUGUACCGAAUGAAUGAAUUGAAAAACUCAAAGAAUACUAUAUAUUACAAAUCUCAAUUGGGAAGAAAACAACGCAAUAGCAAAUAUCCUAUACUGUCUACUCCAUCUUUCCUCAAAAGUUCAGAUUUUUGAUUUCUAAAACAAUUAAUAGAUCAGUAGGUGAUAAAGUGUUCUGAAGUUCAGAGACUUUUUUUUUUUGAUCAAUACAAAACUGGUAUCAGGUUAAAGCAUAAUGAAAAGCUACAGUUGUCUGAAGCAUAAUAGGUAGGGAAAUAAAAUAGCAAUGACUUCUUACCACAAACAGUAGAUUAAUAAUCUGCAUCACAACCCUGGGAUCAUAGAAUAAAGAUGACUGUCAGACCUAGUGAACUUUUCUGGAAAUAACUGAAUAUAAGAGAAGAAUUACAGUUAUUUAUAGUGAUAUGCUUCAAUUGGAAAAAGAGUAAAAGAGUUAAAAUGAAUUUUGUAGGGGCCUCAAUCUGGAAAGCAAGUUGAUAUGUAUUUUUUAAUUUUUAUUUAUAAAAAGGAAACACUGACAAAAACCAUAGGAUAAAAGGGGUACAACUCCACAAAAUUCCCACCACCAGAACUUCGUACCCCAUCCCCUCCCCUGAUAGCUUCCCUAGUCUUUAUCCCUCUGGAGGUAUGGUCCCAGGGUCAUGGGGUGCGGAAUGUGGAAGGUCUGGCUUCUGUAAUUUCUUCCCUGCUGAACAUGGACAUUGGCAGGUCAAUCCACACUCCCAGCCUGUCUCUCUCUUUCCCUAGUGAGGCAGAGUUCUGGGGAAGCAGGCUCCAGGACACAUUGGUGGGGUUGUCUGUCCAGGGAAGUCUGAUUGGCAUCACGGUACAUCUGGAACCUGGUGGCUGAAAAAAGAGUUAACAUAUAGAGCCAAACAAAUUGUUGACUAAUCAUGAACUUAAAGGCUGGAAUAGUUCAGAUGAAGAGUUGGGGGGGGGUCUCCAUUUUGUAACUAGUUAGUAGUCAUAUUUUAGUUACUUUAACAAUGACUGUUUAGUCACUAUCUGGCCACCCCAUCAGCGGGGUCCUAGUCGGGGAGUUCUGAGAUUCCCAAACAGACAUGAUGGACCUAGACCUUGAAUAGAUCCCUCUCUCCAUUGCUACUGGUAAUCUCUAUCAGGAACAACACAAUAGACCCCUUUGUGGGCCCCCCAAAGGACCUUGCCCCCAAUGUGGAUCAACAUGGUAGAGAAUGUUCCAACCUCCGAAGGGAGGCUGAACAACAUAUUCUAUGUUCCAGCUGAGGAAGAUGGGUCCUGAAAUUAGGGCAGCUUGGAAUGUUCCUACUCAUGACCACAGAAUGUGAGCUCAGAUUUACAGGGAUGUAGAGGUCACAUAAGUUCCUAAGCUCCAGAUCAGAUCAAAUCGAUGGGGUGUGAGAAAUGGGCCCACUGUCCAGGAAGCCCAGGCCAUUAUUUCCAUGAGAAUCUGAGUGGGUUGAUCCUGAGUUCACCCCCUUUCAUGGGGAGAAGCUAGGCUGGUACCUCCUGACCUCAUAAACUUAUGAUGGAUGGCUUCCCCAGAAGUGGCACCCUUUCUGCACAUGCUACUCCAUCCCCUUAAAACAGAGGCCAUGAAUUACUGUGUAUGACCAGCUUGUUACCCACUGCAAAUAUUCUGGUUUUAUUCAACUGCUCCCUUCCCCCCUUCCCUGAAGUGCCUAUAAUUUACCCUCAGAGAAAUAUGCAUUGUGAACUCAUGACCAAGCCUUAUACAGUAACUUUCCAGUUGUGAUCAAAUACUUUAUAAGUCAAGAUGUAACUAUGCAUUGUGUUUGGGUUAAUGAUUACCUCAACCUUCUCUCUGGACUAUGGGUAUAUCUGCUUGCUUGUAUCCCCCAAUAAACAAAU
Erinaceus europaeus (western European hedgehog) is the source of this 3615-nucleotide messenger RNA. Its product is annotated as E3 ubiquitin-protein ligase TRIM38-like. The coding region runs from base 236 to 1600 and encodes 454 amino acids. The record is from RefSeq and is a predicted model, not a curated record. Gene Ontology annotation, molecular function: protein binding; zinc ion binding. Lineage: Eukaryota; Metazoa; Chordata; Mammalia; Eulipotyphla; Erinaceidae. The transcript has 7 exons.